Talaromyces stipitatus ATCC 10500 is the source of this 2825-nucleotide messenger RNA. Its product is annotated as C6 finger domain protein, putative. NCBI's taxonomy places the organism in Eukaryota, Fungi, Ascomycota, Eurotiomycetes, Eurotiales, Trichocomaceae. Gene Ontology annotation, molecular function: zinc ion binding; transcription cis-regulatory region binding; DNA-binding transcription factor activity, RNA polymerase II-specific. The record is from RefSeq and is a predicted model, not a curated record. The transcript has 3 exons. The coding region runs from base 1 to 2472 and encodes 823 amino acids. Gene Ontology annotation, biological process: DNA-templated transcription; regulation of DNA-templated transcription. Gene Ontology annotation, cellular component: nucleus.
AUGCAGCCAGCCGUUGAUGUGAGCAUGUCCAAUCCUCCACCCGCAGCCGCACCGAGCCAGAUGGAACCCCGAUCGACUCCCUCACAACAAUUGAACCGCUCUUGCGAAUCCUGCCGGUCUUUGAAAGUGCGUUGCUUGCCCGACGCAAAUACCACCAACCAGUGCCAACGAUGUGCAAAGGCGAACAGAGCCUGUGUAUUUGUCGCGCCGCAACGGCGUCGACCUCGCAAGCGAACAGAUACCCGUGUGGCUCAAUUGGAGAAGGAGAUGGCUGCAAUGCGCACAGCGCUGAAAGGUCGACGUUUGACUGUCGAGGAGACUCCGGAUGAAGAAGACACCGAGAGUGUGGGAGGAGAUGAAGAGACGGACGAUGUAGAUUUUGGGUCCGAAGUUGUGAAGAGGUCGCAAGCCCCUAAUUAUCAGGAUAUUCAGUACAAUUCAUACAGUACGGGAUUUCAUGAUACGUCGCGGUCUCCAGGUCGUGUCUCUGCUUCGCAAAUGUCUGGUGAUGGAAGCUCUUCAUUACACGGCACCCCAGCGUUGACUCUGAAUUCGAGUUUGCCUGAUAUAGCUGGGGAUCCGGAUAUUGUUGACCGCGGUAUCAUUUCUGCAAAGACAGCGGAGCACCUGCUUUCGUUGUUUAUCUAUGAUUUACUUGCUUAUUUCCCUUUUAUGGUAUUCCCGGCCGAUACGACCGCCCACCACCUACGUGCUAGAAAACCCGUACUUUUUCUAGCCAUCAUGGCAGCUACUUCAAUCGCAGUUGAUGUUGGACUGGGAAACACCCUCAAUCAUGAGAUGUUAAGCAUGUAUGCAACUCGAUUCUUUUUCAAGGGGGAAAAGUCACUAGAAAUGGUGCAGGCACUUGUCCUGAUGAAUGUUUAUUACCUCCCUCCGGAAUCACCAUCACAGAUUCAAGCGUACCAAUACUCCCAUAUCGCUGCCACCAUGGCUUUGGAGAUUGGUAUUGCAUCGAGAAAGCGUGUUCCUCGGAAGUCUACACCGGGUCAGAGACAAGCUAAACCAAAGACCAAGUUUGACGAACAGAUGGCCGAACAAGCUCGUGCGAUAUUAGCUUGCUAUCAUCUAGCUUCAAAUGUGGCUAUGCGAACACGCCGACCUAAUUUACUGGCUUAUAAUGACUGGAUUAGAGAGUGUGUGAGGUUGCUCUCUUGCUCUCCUCAUGAUUCAGAUAGACGAUAUGCCAGCUGGUUCGGUCUUCAGGUCAUUACGGACGAGGCCUUGUCCUCUUUCGGCCUCGACGACACAAGCUCGACGGCUGUGCUUUCUGAGACUCGUGUGAACGGCGUGCUUCGACUGUUUGAUAAGAAGAUGGAAGAAUGGAAAGAAGACAUUGACCCCGACUUCCUUACUAUUCCAAUGAGACUCGAAUGCCAGUACACAACGCUAGUCGUCUAUGAGAUUGGUAUUGGGGAAGGAUAUCGCGACCCAGGCGCUAUAAAACGACAAUAUUAUACCCUCCCUGCGCCGGACGGAGAUGAUUUCCUCAAACGGCCGGCCGAACGGCUAAGUGCGAUUCGAGUUGACCUCACCAUCAAGUGGAUGCACGCUGCGCAGGGGUUGCUGGACACUUUUCUGGAAUGUGAUGUGCAUACAAUGCGAAAAAUGCCCAAUUUGACCUAUUCGCGUACCGUGUUGGGCCUUAUGGCUCUGCUCAAGAUAUUCUUUUCUAUCAAGUCCGGAGCUUUAGGCGAAGUCAUUAGCACCGACUCUGUCAAGGUCGAGGAUUAUCUGGAAGAAGUGGCCCAAAGACUGACUGAGGCGAGCGCCGGAUCUAAAUACCCAAUUCCAGCACGAUGGCUGCUUGUUGUAGGAGGCAAAGCACGAGACUGGUUGCAACGGUUUCAGAAACACUGCAUGGAGCGGGAAGAACAGCAGCGAGUUCAAUCCAAAGCCGAAAACAGCAAUAAUGCUGGUAACAGUAGUGAAGCGACGGCCAAUGUCGGUCCUUCAACAUCCACCGUGUCUGAUGCUUGGCAUGGAGGAAUUGUGCCAUUGCCAACACCUGUCGCGUAUCCUGGAGCGAAUUUCUCGCAUACUGGAGAACAUUUGCAGCACCGAGCCCACCACCACCAGCAGCCGCAAGCUGUGAACCCGCAACAACCUCACCAUUUCGGUGGCUAUCAUACUCCGACCGCAGUUCAAGAAACCAGUGGCAUGACUAAAGGUCCCAUGACGGAGACCGCAAACACAUACUACCCUCACUACAAUCAACCAGCGACACCUUGGAUACCCCCAUCAGUUUCUCAAGGAACAAAUGAGUACCAAUUAAAUUCUCAGAGUGUCUGGGCUUUCCAGCAGCAACAACAGCAGCAAAUAGAUCUACAGAAUCAACACUUCUCCCCUGAAAUGGUUGGUCAUCCCACUGCCACUGGCCAUGGCAUGUUCCCCAUGGAGAUGGAAUUCGACUGGGUUCCCGAGCACGGUAUAUUCCAAUUACCCAAUUUUUGAACACAUUGAUACCCUUUUGAUUAUUUCCAUAUUGUUUCCCGUACAUACACCGAUUCAUCUUCACACACAUACGCGCCACAUACGCGCAGAACAUUGUAUUGUCAUGGAUUACUUUGCCCUUCAACAUUCUCUCCAUCAUCCGCCGCUCCUCCCUUGUAAUUGGUGCUGGCUUGCUUGGCCUCAAAAAGUAGACACAUUCUCAAUUCUAAAGACGAGCUCAAGUUCGUCUCGAUAUCCAGGACAUGCCUGAGACUCGUCGACAUUGUGUGCAUUCUGGACGGACUAGAUCACACUAUCACCAGGUAGAUUAGAAGGUUAGAUAGGGUUUAUUGGAUGUGCAACUCCCAUCUUUU